UUCCCUAAGCAGAAAAUAAACAUCCUUGUUGUGUUGUUUUGUGUUGUGCCGGUAAUAAAUCUUCCUUACUGUUACUUUAUUAUUCUGCCUCUUCCUUCACUUUCUCCAAGUUUUUCUCUAACCAAACACUCAAAAGAUUUAGCCUCUCUCUGAUACUUUUAAUUGUGCUUCCUCACACUCAGAUCCUUUCACAGUACUCUUCAAAAGACAUGUACAAGAAUCGGUUGCAAGAGUUGGCUCAAAGAAGCUGUUUUAAUUUGCCAGCCUAUUCAUGCAUUCGCGAAGGACCAGAUCAUGCUCCUCGUUUUAAAGCUACUGUAAACUUUAAUGGAGAGACCUUUGAAAGUCCUACUUUCUGCUCUACUCUUAGACAGGCAGAACAUGCAGCAGCUGAGGUAGCUCUUAACACUCUUGCAAAAAGAGGCCCCUCUAGAGCUUUGGCUGCAAGAGUUCUGGAUGAAACAGGAGUAUACAAGAAUUUACUCCAAGAAACUGCUCAUAGAGCUGGACUGAACCUUCCUGUUUAUACUACAAUUCGAUCUGGACCAGGUCAUGGUCCUAACUUCUCUUGUACAGUUGAGAUUGCAGGAAAGCAUUUUACAGGAGAUCCAGCUAGGACAAAGAAACAGGCUCAAAAAAAUGCUGCCAUGGCUGCUUGGGCUGCAUUGAAAAAAUUGUCAGAGCACAGUUUAUCAUCUUCAUUUUCGCCGGAGACUAGAGGCAAUGAAGAACAAGAUCAAGUCAUCAUAGCCCGCAUCCUUGCAAAUGGUUCAGAGAACGUUUCCAAAGGUGAUAAUCAACUUGGACGGCAUAAAUUGACUACAAACUCUUUGGUAUCUACUCAUCCUACUGCAGACAUGUACCCUACGCAAUGCCAGCAUUGUGUAAUCUCUAGUUUCUCGCCAGAGGUGGCUUUAUAUCAGAUUUGGCAGCAAGAACAAAUUUUGCAGCAACAAAAUCGUCUGUUGGCACUAACCUUUCAGCCAAUUAUUCCAUCUACUCAACAUAUUUAUCCAUUAAUGCAAUCCAUGUUCCAGCCAGACCACUGUCUUUAUUUCCCGAGCGAGUUGGGAUCAGUUCCUGUAGGACCAAAAUUUUCAAUGGCUACAUCAAGCCCUUCAUUUUGUUUUUCAAACCAAAUUGCUCCAGAACUAAAUGCAGGCAGGUCAACACUAACCAUCAGAGAGAUACAAGAAGAAAAAACAGAAGAUCCUCCAGUUUGUACCUUUAGCAAUGAAACCAGUCUCUUACCACCAGGUUCAGUUGAUGAGAGUAAGAAACAUGAUAAUUCUGGAAGCAGAAAUAGAACUACUGAGCAGGGAGAACAGUGUGAGAAAUCUGAAUGGGAUUCUCAUUGGAGCAUGGGAUCUGUACACAGACCACCUAAUUCUGAGCUCCAAAACCCAUCAAGGAUUGGUUCAUCCGUUCUCAGAUCACGUUCACAAGCAAGCUACAACAGAAGUUUUAGACCACCAGCUCCUUCAUCAUCUUCCAUUGUGCGAACCAUAUGCCCUACUUCAUCUGUUGGUUCAAGACCACAACAUGCUGCAUCAAGGUUGAGAACAGGCAUCCCACUAAGUCCAAGCUCAUCUACUCCUGAAAGAUUUGGCAUGAUGAGAACACCUACUCCUUUAUUUAGGGCACCAGCUGUGAGAAUCAGAUCCGUGGUUCCAGUUUGUUCAGCUCCUCCAAGGAGAUCCAUGGCAGAAGAGGUGUCCAAGAGCAAGGAAAAAGAAGAUCUAAAACCUGAAGACAAAGAGGUAUCAAGAACUAGCUCUGAGCUUGGCCAUCUUAGAAUAUGAGUGAGUAUAAAUACUAGAAGAUAAGUAUGGUAGUUCUUUCCAAAUAUCAUGACCUUUACAGGCAUUUACAGGAAAGAAUAGGCAUCUCCUUUUGGUAAUUUUAUGUCAGGUAAUAAAUUGAAAUACAAAAUUAUAUAUAUAAAUA
Molecule: messenger RNA, 1947 nt
Organism: Vigna radiata var. radiata (mung bean)
Lineage: Eukaryota; Viridiplantae; Streptophyta; Magnoliopsida; Fabales; Fabaceae
Product: double-stranded RNA-binding protein 3
Exons: 4
Coding region: 210-1802 (530 amino acids)
Molecular function (GO): double-stranded RNA binding
Source: RefSeq, a predicted model, not a curated record